AUGCAAAUCGUUAUUAUCAUCGCUUCAAUCGUUGCAAUUGUAAACUGCGGAGAACAUAUUCUGAGACUUCAAGAUGACGUCCAUGCAGGCACCACAUUGAUUGGGGUUGAACUGGGAACAAGUGUCGUUAUUCGAUGCGAGCAUCCCAAUAAAAAGAUUGAUUCAAUUCGAUGGCUGCAUGGCGGAAUGCCUAUCGAUCCGACGUAUGUGAAAAUGAACAAAGAAGCUUCAUUCGUAGAAAUUACAAAUUAUGUUCCAGAAAAUCACGAUGGGGUAUAUGAGUGCUCUGCUCCAGGAAUGUCAGCUUCCUAUCGUUUAAAGGGUGAAAAGAAUCAUGUGCUUCCUGAAGGUUUCCGUUAUUGCUACGGCGAAGAGCUUGCCAACUGCGACCAUGCCGAAGUUUGUCAUGUCGAGAUCUCAUCAAAUAUCACGAGCUGUGUCUGCGAGCAAGGAUGGAUGGGAGCUUCAUGCAACGUCCUAGAUUCGGUCAGAACACAUUCUGUGGUAACUCAACCGGUCUGCGCUUACUGGCCACCAUUUGUGACUUUUCUCAUAUUCAUUUCCGUCGUGGUGUUACUUGCGUACUGUUUGUAUAAAUUCAAAGUGCGCAAUCCCAACCGAUACUCGAAAAACAUUUCGAGGCCUCCAUUGGUUUCAAGUGAUUACAAGCCAGUUGGAAAAACGCCGAUCGUGGAAAAUAACGGAUUGGAUCUGGUUUAA
Molecule: messenger RNA, 720 nt
Organism: Caenorhabditis bovis
Lineage: Eukaryota; Metazoa; Nematoda; Chromadorea; Rhabditida; Rhabditidae
Source: the annotation of a GenBank genome assembly